Molecule: messenger RNA, 1983 nt
Organism: Camellia sinensis
Lineage: Eukaryota; Viridiplantae; Streptophyta; Magnoliopsida; Ericales; Theaceae
Product: F-box protein At1g47056
Biological process (GO): SCF-dependent proteasomal ubiquitin-dependent protein catabolic process
Cellular component (GO): SCF ubiquitin ligase complex
Molecular function (GO): protein binding
Source: RefSeq, a predicted model, not a curated record
UCUUGAAAGCUGACAAAAAAAAAAAGGCCGAAUUAAAUACAUUUCAAGUCCGUCCCUGACUUUUCAAUGAUAAGGGAAGAACAUAACAGGGAACCCGAGAGAAAACAGUAGCUUCAAUCUCCACCGUCGGAUAAACAAACGGUGAGAUUUCCCCGCAACUCGGUUGCAAACCGCCGCCGUGGAUGGGCCAGACAGCCUCCACCGCCGCCGUCCCUCGCCGCCGCGAAACAGAUCACAGCCAUCGGUCCAGGCACACAUCGACGGUCUCAAUCUCUCCGAUGCACGCCAGAGAGAACGAAUCGCAGAUUCACGAUGUCAUCAUCGACGACGACGUCUUCUCCGACUACAUCUCGAACCUUCCUGACGAGUGCUUGGCUUCCAUUUUCAUGUCCCUGGGUUCCGGCGAUCGGAAACGGUGCUCUCUCGUCUGCCGCCGGUGGCUUGGGGUGGAGGGACAGAGCCGCCACCGUCUCUCUCUCAACGCCCAGUCCGAUCUGCUCUCGAUGAUUCCAGCUCUCUUCUCUCGAUUCGAUUCGGUGACCAAACUCGCUCUGAAAUGCGAUCGCAGAUCUGCUAGCAUCAAAAAUAGAAAGAAGGAAAUGUUGCUCCGGUGCCGAAAUCUGACUCGUCUCAAGCUCCGUGGUUGCCGCGAAUUGACCGAUGCAGGUAUGGCGGUUUUCGCUAAGAAUUGCAAGGGUUUGAAGAAGCUAUCGUGUGGAUCUUGCACGUUUGGGGCCAAAGGUAUGAACGCCGUGCUCGAUAAUUGCUCGUUGCUCGAGGAAUUAUCGGUGAAGCGACUCCGUGGCAUCACCGAUGGAGCAGUGACGGAGCCAAUCGGGCCUGGUGUCGCGUCUCUCAAAACAAUAUGCUUGAAGGAGCUUUACAAUGGCCAGUGUUUCGGUUCCCUUAUUAUCGGAUCGAAGAAUUUGAGAGCGCUCAAGCUUUUCAGGUGCUCUGGCGAUUGGGAUAAGCUUCUUGAGGUGAUCGCCGAUCGAGUCACAGGUAUGGUUGAAAUUCAUCUCGAGAGGCUUCAGGUUAGCGAUGUUGGUCUCGCGGCGAUAUCGAAUUGUUUGAAUCUUGAAAUCCUGCACCUUGUGAAGACGCCUGAAUGCACAAACAUAGGGCUUAAAUCGGUCGCAGAAAACUGCAAGCUUUUACGGAAGCUUCACAUUGAUGGAUGGAAGACGAAUCGGAUAGGCGAUGAUGGUCUAAUAGCUAUUGCCAAACACUGCCCUAAUCUUCAAGAGCUGGUUCUGAUCGGUGUUAAUCCUACGAGAUUAAGUUUAGAAUUAUUGGCUGCGAAUUGCCAAAAUCUAGAGCGGUUGGCAUUGUGUGGAAGUGAGACUGUAGGCGAUGCAGAGAUUUCUUGCAUUGCUGCAAAAUGCACCGCAUUGAAGAAGCUCUGUAUCAAGGGCUGUCCUGUGUCGGAUCACGGCAUGGAAGCACUUGCAGGUGGAUGCCCCAAUUUGGUAAAGGUGAAGGUCAAGAAAUGCAGGGGAGUGACUUGUGAAGGUGCAGAUUGGUUGAGAGCAAGUAGGGGAUCACUGGCUGUCAAUUUGGAUACCGGUGAACCUGAACAUCAGGAUGCGAGUGCUAGUGAUAAUGGUGCACUUGAAAAUGGUUUAGAAAUGCCACCAGUGGCUGCCCAAGGUGGGGCUGCUAAUGCUGCAUCGAGUAGUUCUGGUCGAUCCACGUCAUUCAAGGCAAGAUUAGGCCUUAUUGCAGGGAGAAGUUUAGUGGCUGGCACUUUCAGAAGGUGGUCAAGCUUUAGCGGCAGUUCCCGCAAUAUAUCUAGGGAAGGAAACUAAAUAGAACUUGAGAAGAAAAAAAGAAAAAAAAAAAACUUUCUUGAUCCCUUCUUAAUUUUUUUAAAUUGUAUUUAUCUGCUUCUAUCUUCGGUGUAUUUUUUUGUAUUUAAUUUCGUGUGUUGUUUAUUGCCUUCUAAAUGGAAUCUUCACAGUUGAGCGUGGUUUUGAAUCUUCA